AUGAAAUUCUAUCAAAAGUUUCUUGAUCAUGAUCCAGAAGUUUUAGCUAUUGAAUAUCCAUUGCUUCGUGUUAGUCGAGCCCAAUAUGAUUCAAAUAGAAAACAAUUACUAAUUAAUUUUAAUACAAAAAAAUCAAUAAUUUUAUCAACGAAAUUCGAAGUAAAAUAUCCUAAUUUGAUAUUAAAUGUUUCAAAUGUUACACGUGAUGGCAUCUGCAGUGGAAACACAAUGAAUCAAAUUUCUAACGAUAGAAUAAGAAUACAAUAUUCUUAUAGCAGUAUGGAUAAACAAGAAACACAAUUUAACAUUUCAUUUUAUUAA
Messenger RNA from Rotaria sp. Silwood2, 321 nucleotides. Lineage: Eukaryota; Metazoa; Rotifera; Eurotatoria; Philodinida; Philodinidae. The record is from the annotation of a GenBank genome assembly.